AGGGCUCGUGUCAGAAGGUAGGCAGAGCAAGAGCGUCUUGUUGGGUGUUGCGGGAUUUCCCGACUCUUUUGGACAGACGUUUAGUAUACUAGACUUAGCCAUGUGGGCUUUCUGAAUCCGUUGCGCCAGCCGAGUCUCAGCACGCGAGGAAAGGCCCUUCGACGAGCCAUGAGGCGCACCGGUGAGUCCCCGGUUCGUGUCCUCGAGACGAACAUCGACCUCUCGCUGACCGUGAAUGGGGACGUGAACAAGGGCCCCAACGGCAACAACCGCUCCUCCUUGCACAACGACGACCACCACCCCCACCAGCACCCCCACCACCCCCUCCGCCACCACGACCACCACCACGACGCCGAGGCCGCCGCCGCCACGGACACCAUGCUGUCGCACCGCAAGUGUCCGCUGCCCGCCGACGCCGACGACACCGACGGCGACGCCAGACCGCGUCCUCGUCCGGGCAAACUGCAGAGGAUAGCAGACCAACACGGCCUCACCAAGAAGGGACUCACGCUCCUGCUCGCAGCCCUCUGCUUCUGCUUCUUCCUGCUGGUGGUGCUGCUGGGGAUGGCGGCUAAGUGGCCCAGGUCGCACCUCCAAGCCAACAGGAAGAUCUGCCUCACCUCUGACUGCCUGCGUGCCUCGGCUCAGGUAAGUCCCUCUCCCGCUCGCCUAAUGAGGGCGCUUGUCAUUAGGGGAACAUGUGAUGCAGGGGCAGGCGGCCGAGGACCUGCAGGAGACGCGACCACGCUGCAGCUCGCCAAUUUCCCUUUAUAUACUGCUCUAGUCACAUAA
Messenger RNA from Penaeus chinensis, 792 nucleotides. RefSeq lists its product as uncharacterized. The record is from RefSeq and is a predicted model, not a curated record. NCBI's taxonomy places the organism in Eukaryota, Metazoa, Arthropoda, Malacostraca, Decapoda, Penaeidae. The transcript has a single exon. Bases 169 to 792 code for a protein of 207 amino acids.